AUGGUCUUUCUUCUUGGCUUUCAAAAUCACAACGCUCGGUACAAGUUACUGAAAAGGCGUCAACCAACUCUGUCGGAAGUGGUAUGCUACAACACUAUCUCAAUCUGUUCAUAUCUAUCUAUCUAUCUAUCUAUCUAUCUAUCACAGACAUUUGGUGUCUGUCUGUCUAUCUAUCUCAGUCUCUUAGUGUCUGUCGAUCCUAUUCUCUUAGUAUCUAUCUAUCCAUCUCAGUCUUUAUCUAUCUAUCUGUCUGUCCAUUUCAGUAUUCUAUCUAUCUAUCUAUCUAUCUAUCUAUCUAUCUAUCUAUCUGUCUAUCCAUUUCAGUCUCUAUCUAUCUAUCUAUCUAUCUAUUUCAGUCUCUAUCUAUCUAUCUAUUUCAGUCUCUAUCUAUCACAGUCUCUUCGUAUCUAUCUAUCUAUCUAUCUAUCUAUCUAUCUAUCCAUCCAUUUCACUCUCUAUCUAUCACAGUCUCUUCGUAUCUAUCUAUCUAUCUAUCUAUCUAUCCAUUUCAGUCUCUAUCUAUCACAGUCUCUUCGUAUCUAUCUAUCUAUCUAUCUAUCUAUCUAUCCAUUUCAGUCUCUAUCUAUCACAGUCUCUUCGUAUCUAUCUAUCUAUCUAUCUAUCACAGUCUCUUCGUAUCUAUCUAUCUAUCUAUCUAUCACAGUCUCUUCGUAUCUAUCUAUCUAUCAAUCUCUUCGUAACUAUCUAUCUAUCUAUCUAUCUAUCUAUCUAUCUAUCUAUCUAUCACAGUCUCUUCGUAACUAUCUAUCACAGUCUCUUCGUAUCUAUCUAUCUAUCUAUCUAUCUAUCACAGUCUUUUCGUAUUCAUAUCUAUCUAUCUAUCUAUCUAUCUAUCUAUCUAUCUAUCACAGUCUCUUCGUAACUAUCUAUCAGUCUUUUCGUAUCUAUCUAUCUAUCUAUCUAUCUAUCACAGUCUCUUCGUAA
Molecule: messenger RNA, 945 nt
Organism: Acanthosepion pharaonis
Lineage: Eukaryota; Metazoa; Mollusca; Cephalopoda; Sepiida; Sepiidae
Source: the annotation of a GenBank genome assembly